Molecule: messenger RNA, 8087 nt
Organism: Petromyzon marinus (sea lamprey)
Lineage: Eukaryota; Metazoa; Chordata; Hyperoartia; Petromyzontiformes; Petromyzontidae
Source: RefSeq, a predicted model, not a curated record
UACUGGCAAGGGAGGUCCCAAAGACAAUGCAGCCGGUAUAUAUUUUAAAUGUGUCAUCGAAAUUACACUUUUCAUCUUCAUGCGCACAUGUCUUGCAGCGGUCAACCAGUGCACAGUACCUGGCCAGAAACUCUGCAGUGAAAACGCUGUGUGCAUCAGCACGCUGGGGACAUCGGCCUACACCUGCCAGUGCAAAGCUGGCUACACAGGAAAUGGCACCGUCUGCACGGACGUGGAUGAGUGCCUGACUCUGAACAAGUGCGGAGCUAACCAGGUGUGCAGCAACAAUGUCGGCUCCUACAGUUGCAUCUGCGUCGCAGGAUUCAACACAGUUGGAGGCACCUGCCAGGACGUGGAUGAAUGCGUAAAGAAGCCUUGCCCAGUGAACACCGUAUGCCUGAACACGUUCGGCAGCUACACCUGCCAGUGUGCCGCAGGCUACAUCUACCUGAACAACACAUGCACCGACCUCAACGAAUGCAGCAGCGUGAACCUCUUCUCUUGCCCACCGAACUCGAAAUGCGUGAAUGCCAUCGGCUCCUACAGCUGCCAGUGCGUGCCUGGCUACCAGGACGUGAAGGGCGCGUGCCAAGAUGUGGACGAGUGCCUUCGCGACAACGGGGGCUGCCAGCAUCUCUGCUUCAACAAUGUGGGCAGCUACCGCUGCGGAUGCCGCCCCGGUUACCUGAGCGCCGGGCUCAACGGCUACAUGUGUAUCGACAUUGACGAGUGCCAGAACCCAACGCUGAACAACUGUAAUCAGAACGCCGUCUGCACCAACACACGUGGGUCCUUCAAGUGUGCCUGCAAACCCUACUUCAAAGGGGAUGGCAUCACUUGCGAUGGCUGCUACUGCCCUUCCCAGGACCUUGCCACAAACAGUCUUGAAGUGCCUGCGAAGCACGCAUGCCCCUGCUUCACGGGCUACAUCACGAGCCCAAACUACCCUGGAAACUACUCCCUCAACACCAACUCAUACUGGUUCUUCGACAGUGCACAGUUCAACAAUGCCUCCGUUAAUUACAAUGGAUUGUACUUCAAAAUUUGGAACAUGUCGUUGGAGAAGACGGACGACUACGUGGACUACGGCUGCGGCAUGGAUCCACCGCAGAUCCGCCAGGGCAGGCUCACGGGGGAGAAGAUUGACCUCAGCUCCUUCGUCUUCUACUCCCUCAACUGCAGCGGCACCAGCACCUGGGUCCAGUUCCACUCAGACGCCAACGAGCCCCGCACCGGCUUCAACAUCGAGUUUGAGUACAUUAUCAACCCCUGCAGAAACAGCUGCGACCCCAACGCCAUCUGCGACAUCAGCAACCCUCAGUCUCCACGUUGUGUCUGCCCCAGCGGAUGGGUGGGCACUGGGAAGAAAUGCUAUGAUGUGAACGAAUGCCUAAACCCUUGCACUUGCCCCGCAUCCACAACGUGCAUGGAUUUGGAUGGUGGAUUCAAAUGCAUCUGCCCUCCCGGUUACAUCUUCUCCAACAACGUGUGUGUGGAGGACACCUGCCCUUUCACGGAGAUCCUGGACGAGAAGAACUACACGGUCACGUUCUGUAACCGAUCGUCGGGCUUCAUGCGGUCCCCGCGAUGGCCCGGUGAAUACCGGCCUGAGGAGAACGUGGCCUGGUUUUUCAACCUCACCAACUACUCGGGCAUCUCCUACAAGUUUGUCAAUUUCAGCACUGAGACUAAAGAAGACUUCUUUGACAUUUUCAAGACGACACAAAUUAACCUCAAUGACCAGGUCCUGCAGAUUUCUGGAAAGACAGGAUCCCUGCAAGAAACGUACAAGCAAACCGUCUCAGACAACAUUCCGGACAACUUCACUCUCACAAAAGCCAACGUCAGCAACUUAAUUUGCAACAGAUUCAUAUCCGACCGUCAGAACAAUGGAUACGUCAAGGUUCAGUUCAUGAAAGUCGGGAACAACUGUGCAAGCAACCCCUGCCAACACAACGGGAAGUGCACAGAGAACGACAAUGGCUUCAGCUGCUCCUGUGUGACUGGCUACACGGGCACCUACUGUGAAGAAGAGGUGACCCAGGUGUUGAGGUUGGAGUGCACCGUCAACUGCCGCUCGGUGACCGUAACGUGGGCCCUCAACUCGCGCGGGGCGCCCGUUCAGGGGCUCCUCUUCCGCCAGGGGCUCACGAGCGGCCAGACCGUGGACACCAGCCACGUGCCCUACCAGCUGACGAGCCGCGUGGUGGACAACCUGGAGCCCUUCAUGGAGUACGUCAUCGACAUUCUGCCCGUGGUCUACACGGGCCAGAGCAAAGGCAGCAGCUGCUUUGUGACCACCCUCUGCUACUCCGACUGCCUCAAGUUUCAGACGGGGCUGCAGGCGGUGGCGCUCACCGCCUCCUCCGCGGAGCUGCAGUGGAGCCCCACUCAGGAGACACCGGCUGAAUUCAAGGCCGUCUACUACCCGGAGCCCUACAACUCGCUCGAAGUGAACAGCGCGCCCGUCCAGCGAACAUCCACCAAGCUCCCGCUCACCAAUUUGAAACCGAGUUCAAAUUACCGCGUCUGCUUCAAGCUGGUGACUUCCGACAAUAGUUGCCCGAUAAACGACGGAAUCUCGUUCAAGACUCGGCCAGACCCGGCAUCUGCCAUCGGCAACUUCUCCGCGGUGAGCAUCACCCCGAAUGGGGGGACCUUCUCUUGGGACUCCAACGCCCCGGCUCCUCUCAAAGUCACCGGAUUCGACCUCGUCGGGAACUGCAGCACGGCCGCUGGCGACCAGGUCAUCCGCACGGUGCAUCUGUCGGCCAGCGAUCGCAACGGCACGCUUGCGAACUUCCCUUCAUUGUCCAACUGCAAGGCUGUGCUCAUCGUGAACACAAGUACAGAUGGGUGGGCCUCAAGCCCAGCCAUUGAUUUCACCACCAGCAUCGGGGCGGCGAACGUGCGCGCAGUGUCCGUGAACAACAUCACCGAGACCUCGGCCAUCGUGUCCUGGCAGUCAUUGACUCCCGACGUUCCGGGAAAGUUCUCCACGGUGUACUACAUGCAGAUCGCCGGCAACACGUCGGUCGGCAUGCUGAUGAGCGCGCACACCAACGGGACGACCGUCGACCUCCUGGGCCUGAACCCCGGGGUGGUGUACAACGUCAGCAUCGUCGAGUCCAUCUAUGAGACGCGCAGCAGCAACUCCACCCCCUACUCCUUCCGUACCGUGCCCGAGCCCGUGCUCCCGCUGCCCAGCGGGGUCGCCAUGAGCCGUACGAGCCCCACGACGGCGCUCAUCGCUUGGUCUCCGCCCAUCGUGACGGAUGGCGUCGACCCCAUCUACUCGCUGCACUACACCAACCUCAACUCGAGCGACCUGCCCGAGACGGUGGUGCCCCUCAACGGGACGGUCGGCGAGGUCCUGCUCAGUGGUCUCACGCCCGGCAGCACCUACUCGGCUUAUCUGCAGUGCCAGAAGGCACUGGGCCCACAGAAGAACACCGGCCCCAUGUACUUUACCACUCAACCCGCACAGAAGGUGUCCGACGUGCGGGUGUCGAACGUGACGAUGUACGCGGCGAACCUGCUGUGGGCGCCACCGGCGAACAGCAGCUUGGACCCCGUGGUGUUCUACAACGUGAGCGUGUUUCCCGAGGGUUCCAGCGCCCCCAUCGCGGCCGUCAUCCUCCCCGACAACGGCACCUCCCUGCCUCUCGUCGGUCUCGUGCCAUCCACCAAUUACAUUGCGUACGUCACAGCAGUGACAAAAUCCGGCUACGUGUAUUCAAGCGACCCACUGCCUUUCACAACGGACAGCGAAAUUCAACUGGUGCAAGAGACAAGCUCACCGACGAAUGCGUUCAUCGACUGGGACUACAAGAACCAGGCCGAUAACAUCACGUCUUGGCAGUUGCAGGUUAUCGAUGACCUCACCAAGGAGACGACUAAUUUCACACGGUCAUCCUCCGAUCUCAGCCUUCAGGACCUGCUGCCCGGCACCAACUACACAAUUAUCAUCACCCCCAUCACCGUCGCGGGCCCGAAACCCUCGCGCACGCUGCAUUUGACGACCCAGCCCGAUCCUCUGAAUCUGCCAUCCAGAAUAAGGAACUUGAAUAAAAUUGAGAGCGAAAUUGAUGCAAUCUUCCUGGCUUGGGACAAGCCUGAAAAGAGUGGAAAUAACUUGACUUACAAGGUCCGAGUGGAAUCGUUCAGUGACGUUCGGGAGAGCGUUACCGCGAGCAACUUCAUCACGCUGUCGGGCUUGCUCGACGGCGUGGCUUACAACAUCAGCGUAGUUCCGGUGGACGACAAUGGGACAGGGUUCCCAAAUACAUUCUCCUACAGCAAACCCGCGAAGAACAAGAGUGACGUUUUGGACGCUUCCGGGUCAGAGCUGCGACUGGAGCCCGUUAUCCUCAGCAACGUGGUGGCGGCCGUGCGUCAGCAUUCCAUCAUCAUGCAGCUGCCACGCUGUGAUUACUUCAAGAACAUGACGCUCAUGGCCCAAAAGAAGCUUGAGAAUGCCUUCGUCGUCGUGAUAAUCGCCGAGAGCGCAAAGGCUAGCGAGAGUUACAAGCCUCCUGCGUUCUGGAUCAACGAGACGUACCUCGGAACGGACAAGGGCAGCUUGCGUCCGUACGUGGCCGCCAAUCUGACCCUGCAAGAUUGCCGUGGCACCAACCCCCGGAGAAAGCGGGAAGCCAUCGUGGACAUGGCCGGCAUCGACGCCUUCCGCAUCGGAACGGAAGAGGUGUGUCCAACCAACACCUUCUGCAAUGGGCAACUGCGCGACAACACCAACUACAGCACCCAAUAUGUCCUCAUGAAUCUAAAUGAGACGAUAUCCCAGAGCAACUGGUCUGCACCCAUAAACACCCGAGCAGCGUCCCCGUACGAUGCCAUCGACACGAACUUCAUGCCGCACUCGGGCGGCAUGAUCGCCAUCACCACGAUCCUCUCGAUCCUCCUCGCCUUGCUGCUGCUCGCCUUGCUGUUGGUCUGCUGCUUCUGCAAUCGGCGCCGGGAGAAGACCCUGCCCUCUCUGAAGACCUACAACCCGCACUUCGGCAGCAAAGUGAGCCACGGGAGCACCCUGUACCACGAGGGGCCCGUCCCAGCGCAAGUCAACGAGCUGCACCCCCAGGACCUGAGAAAACCAGUCGCCGGUGAUCCCAACAAGGCGUUCAUGUUUAACCGUAUCAUCAGUGAUGGCACCAACCGUCUGGAGGGGGCGUACGGAGGAGACAAGUCGACUCUAAUGGGGGGAGAGUUCUUGCCGGGCGCACAGACGCCGCCCAACACCAUGAGGCCCCAAACCUACGUGGUCCAGCAGCCCCACGAAGUGCUUCCGUCAGCCCCCAACGUCACUACCAUGAAAUCGAUCGUGGUGAACCAGCCGCCCCCAGACGUCCAGCAAGGACCUGUUGGCGUCACCUACGUGCUCGGCCAGCCUCAAGAGGAAUCCCUCUACUCCAUCGUGCAGCAGCGCCCCGCCAGGACCGCUGAGCCGGCUCUGCAAAAUCAGCAGUCUUCUGAUGGCGAUCUCCCUCCAUACAUCUUACCAGACUACCCAACCAAAUAAGCCCUGGACCUGCUACAGCAACAGAAAAACCUGAACAUUGUGGCGCUGGAGGAAAUCAGCCACCUUCACAACACAGAUCAUUCUAUAGCCUUCAGCAAGUGGUUCACAGCAUACACUUAUCUUCAUAAUAAAUAAUAUUAAUAGUAGGUUGCAUGCCUUUGUCAAUCCACUCCUGGAUGAAGACCUCAACAUGUUGUGCUGAUCAUGGCGGUGUUUCACAUGCCUCACCACGCUGGCUGGUUGAAUACGUUUUACACAAACGAUAGUUAUCAAAAUGCACUGCUUAUUUGGGUGUGCACUAAAUCAACUUUUGAUGGAAACUAACAAUAUCAAGUGCAGUUAUGUUUUAUUAAUGUUAACAUUGGUAUUAGUCCUGGCACUGCAUAUGUAGUGAUGCUUUUUAUAUGAUGUUAUACAAAAAAUGAAAGAUAAUGGUAUUGUCAGGAUCUCAAUUAUUAUAUUCCACCAAGAUGCAAAAUAGAAUAGUCAAAUAUAUAUAGUUUUAUUAUAAAAUGUCAAAUCUUCAUUGAAUAAACUCCCAUACAGAUUCCUGGAAUCAAUUAAUUAGAAUUUAUAUAGAGUAAAUUAUUGGUUUAAUCAACCAACUUUCAAGGACAAGCAGCAUGUAAUUGCCACCAUUUUUCAUGGGUAACACAAUAUUAUAAAUGCAACCAAUAUUCACUUUGUGGUCGGAAUUAGUCUUUUUCAUAAACCCCAUCUAUCGCUCUUCCUACAUGGGUUCCCAUGCACAUUUGUCGUUGAAAAAUAACUGGCGUCAUUACGGAUGGAAAGUAACUUUUGAGUACCAUUUGAACGUGCAGUGCUACCUGGUGGCUGCUUCUGGAAACUCCGAAUUACUCAAAUGUGGGAUGGCGUGUCUCUAACGUGGCUCCUUAACUUCACAGUUAUUCCGAGUGCCAUUGUCCAAAUAUUUUACACCUACACAAACACGUAACAGCAUUAUGUAAGCAUUUUACCAGAAGCCGUGUUUACCUAAUCCAUUUACGUUAUUGUCGCAUGUUGCACAAAAUCACAUGCUGCAAAUGAAACACAUCCAACAUUUGAAAUUGGCGUUCACGUCUCAUAUCACUAAGCUGUUUUUUUUUUACAAUUACGAAACAAGACUUCGUCUAUUAAUUAUGCCUCUUGGACAACCUCUGGAAAUAUGUAAAUAUGGUUUAAAACAAAUAUUCGUGAACAAAAGGAACUUUUCCAGUCAAAACAUAAUUUGCAGCGAUUUCCUAAUCCACUACUGGAUAAACAAGGCUUUCCCAUGCUUUGUCAGUCAUGGGGGUUGUUUGACCAUACUUCACCACACUGGUCAGUACUGAUGUUAGUCGCAGUUGGGAUUCAUACUCAAGUCACCAGGUCUCCCCCUGUGCCACUGCUCCCCCCAACUUUUCCAGCUAAUGUAUAUACUCAAUUAGACUCUAAGUUGUUUCUGAAAUGUAAUUCUAAACCUUUUGUUGGACCUUGGGAUCUGGGAUGUUAUUUGGAAGCACUUAAAAUAAAUGGACAAAAUGAUGUAAUUAUCGCAAAUUCUCACGUGUGUCUGUACAAAACUCGGGAAGGUAGUGUGUAAUGUGUGAACAUGAUUCACCAAUAAUAUGAAGUAUGUGCGGUAGUUACGAUUACUCUGUAAUCGAGGGUACUUACACUAUCAAACUGUCCAUGGAAUUUAAGUGUUGUCCAUUCUUUGUUGUUUAACGGAUACAUGUAUGUUUUCUAUGGGUUAUGUGUCUUUCGUUUAUUGAAUUCCUAUAAUGCAGCACUCAAUGGAUUAAACAUCAAUGUUUACAUCUUGUCUAAAGCCUUUCUCCUAUGGAUGCACCAUGUCUGUAAUGUUCUUUAAAAUGUAUUUAAAAUAAAUAUAUGAAUAUGUACCUACUUGUAACCUUGUGAUGGGUGUCAAUAAUGAUCGUCACACAUUUCUGCAUUGUGCCUAUUUUGCUUCAAAUAACCCUAAAAUGCACCUGAUCAUGUCAAAUCUUGAAAGUUAUGCAAUGUUUAGCCUGGUAACUACUUGAACAAGGGACCUCCAGAACUUUCCAGGGACUCUGUUUUUUCCCCACAUUAAAGGCACACUCAUGAAUGGUAUUUGCCAACCAUCCCAUUGCAGGACUCUCCUGAAAAAGUGUAUUGAGACUUAAUGAAGGCUUUCCUGAGUAAAUAAUUGCCAUUUUAUUUCAUUGAAUAUUUUUGUAAUGACUCAUUGUAUUCAUGAUUUAUCAUUGCCUUCCUUAGUAUUUGUUAAUGGCAACAUGAUUUAAAAUUUGCAGCAGACUCGAAAGCUCGCGCUAAGACCAGGAAGAAGAAUACACACGUACAUGGGGUCUAUUCCUGAACCUUAGAACAGUUUUAAAUAUCUAAGCCCAGAACGGCAAUGACCUGGCCAACCCCCUCCCCCGCCUGCUCUGACAAGUCCGAUGUGCCUGAUACCAUCAAUGCAACUGGUAAUGCCGUCCAGAAUUUCAGGAUGUUGCAAUGUAUGAUGUGAGGAUGUGGAAUAAAACAUUUUAUGUAUAUAUAAAACAAGAAAGCUCGUGCUAUA